Messenger RNA from Thalassophryne amazonica, 8797 nucleotides. Its product is annotated as neural-cadherin-like. Gene Ontology annotation, biological process: homophilic cell-cell adhesion. The transcript is spliced from 33 exons. The coding region runs from base 6 to 8723 and encodes 2905 amino acids. Gene Ontology annotation, molecular function: cadherin binding; calcium ion binding. Gene Ontology annotation, cellular component: catenin complex; plasma membrane. The record is from RefSeq and is a predicted model, not a curated record. NCBI's taxonomy places the organism in Eukaryota, Metazoa, Chordata, Actinopteri, Batrachoidiformes, Batrachoididae.
CCAACAUGAUUUGGGCUGUUUUGCUGUGCUGCCUUCUGACGCCGGCUGUUGGAUAUCAAACAGAGGAGCGGCUGCCUUUUUUCCACGGACAUGUUUUUGAGAACUCACCAGCUGCUUCUAAAGUGAACGGACUGAGCAUACCGGCGAGGCGCAUCAACGCGCAAAAAUGGUGCCCGGGCUCCGGAAUGCACUUCAAACUGUACGGGAACGGCAGCGAAGACUUCCGCGCAUUUAUGCAUCACAAGCGGGGAAAUAUCUUGCUGAAAACUUGCAGGGUUUUAGACAGAGAGGCCCGCUCCGAGUACGUCCUGAGUCUGGUUUGGUGCUGCCAGUUCUGCGCGUCCGAAUCUGUUGCGUCGGUAAAAGUGGACGUGCUGGACACCAACGAUCACGAGCCCACUUUUCGCAGUGCAGACACUGUCCACAUAACUUUAGAGGACACCACUGCUCUUUGCAGCGUGGUUUACAGGUUGGAGGCUGUUGACGCAGACAGCGGCAAGAACGCAGAGUUGACGUACAUUUCUCUGCCUAAAAAUGGCAGUUUCUAUGUUGUCCCCAAAACAGGCGAAGUUUUGCUCGUAGAUUCGAUCCUGGGGCUGCCCUCUAAAGUCAAAUUUUAUGUUUUCGCCAGGGACCACGGCUGGCCCCCUCUGACCAGUAAGGGAGUGGUGGUGGUUAUUGUUCCGCGGCGGUGGGCGACGCGUCCUGGACGCACAGGACGCGCUCCGCGGGCGCUGCGCGACUCCGCCGCCGUGGUCUCCCUCAACGUGUCUGAAGACGCCAGCAUCGGCUCGGUCAUAACCAACCUGAGUCCCACCAGGUUUCAGUCAGCCGCCUACGAGUUGAUUUAUCCGGAGUCAGAGAGCUCACCUGUCACCGUGGGGCGCGACAGCGGCGACAUCACCAUCAUCAGAAGGCUGGAUAGGGAGACGGAGCCGUUGGUGGAGCUCACAAUUAAAAUUCAAGAUAAACGAGGCCCAGACUGGUACCUGAACAAGGUAAAGCUGACAAUCACUGAUGUCAAUGACAACGUCCCUGAGUGGAAUAUGAAGCCGUACCCUUACCUGGCUGUAGUGUCCCCCGAGGCUCCUGCCGGAACUUUUGUCUACCAGCUCCAGGCUCACGAUGGGGACGAGGGCAAAAGCGGGGAGGUGGAGUACUUUUUAUCAGACGGAGGUGACGCCUGCUUUACAGUGGACAAGAAGACAGGCCAGGUGGUGACCACGGGUCUGGUGCUUCAGAGAGGCAGAGAGUACUUAUUAAGCGUCGUGGCUGUUGACAGCCUGGGCAGCCGCAGUACCCCCGCCAUGCUUUCUGUGGUGGCAGGAGCCAGAGCACCCCAGUUCACUAACACCAGCUAUGCCAUCUCCAUACCAGAGAACACGCCUGAAGGACAGCCCUUCCUGGUAGUGCUUGCCAUUUCCUUCCAGAAGCAGCUGAUCAGCUACAGCCUACUGAUCAAUCCCAGCAGUCUUUUCAGCAUUCGGCAGGAGACGGGGGAGAUCAGUUUAACCCGUACGCUGGACUAUGAGAGCGACCAACGGCGCUACCUGCUGAUGGUGCGAGCCAGCGAGGAGCCCGGCAGCUUAAGUACUGCCACUGAGGUUCAGGUGUUGAUAACGGAUGAGAAUGACUGCGUGCCAGAGUUCCUCCAGUCCAUCUACAGCGUGGACGGCGUUCCUGAAACGGUAACAACAGCAACGUCUCUGCUGCAGGUGUUGGCCACAGACUGUGACUCCAACUUGAACGCUGAGCUCAUUUACUACACCCUGAGUCCAGAUUUCAGUAUUUCACCACACGGGACGGUUUUUCCUGCGGGUCGGCUGGACUACGAGCGGCCUAACCAUCUGUAUGAAUUUGUGGUGAUGGCGGUGGACAGCGGUGAGGAUCCUCACUCUGGCACAGCCACUGUCCGCGUCAGGAUGGCAAACAUCAAUGAUGAGGCUCCAGAAUUCUCCCAACCUGUAUAUCGAACAUUUGUCGCAGAGGAUGCAGGCCCCAACACCCUUGUUGCCACCGUUCUGGCUAAAGACCCAGAUGGCGAUGGCAUAAUCUACUCCAUAACAGCAGGCAACGAGGAGGGAAACUUCAUUAUCGAUGCCCAAAAAGGGUUGAUUCGUCUACGCUCCACACCUCUACCCAAACUUCAAGGUCUGGAGUAUGUCCUGAAUGUUACAGCCACCGAUGACAAUGCAUCAGGCGGGCCACACCCUCUAUCCUCCACCGCUCGUGUCAUUGUUGGAAUCGAUGAUGUCAACAAUAACAAACCUGUGUUUGAAGAGUGCCAGCAAUAUCGUGAGCAGGCCUCAGUUCUGGAGAACCAGCCAACGGGGACUUUUGUGCUGCAAGUGCAUGCCGUGGAUGCAGAUGAGGGCGCGAAUGGAAAAGUCAAAUAUGGCUUAAUGCACAGAGACAGCGCCAUGCCUGCCUUCAGAAUUCAUCCAGACACAGGAGUGAUUGUGACAGCCAGGCGGUUUGACAGGGAACGGCAGAGAGAGUAUUCAAUUACAGUAACUGCCACUGACUGGGCUGAGGAACCGCUCAUCGGUAUCUGUCAACUCAACGUCCAAAUACUGGACCAGAAUGACAAUAGCCCCAAGUUUGAGAAUUUACGCUAUGAGUACUUUCUGAGAGAAGACACUUUGGUUGGCACCAGUUUCCUGCGUGUGGCAGCUCAUGACGAUGACUUUGGCACAAAUGCAGCUGUCACUUAUUCCAUGUCUCUGGAGCAGCCGGAGUACUUGGGGGUGAACACAGUCACUGGAUGGGUUUAUGUUAAUCAGCCCAUAUCACAGAGGACGUACAUUACAAGAGACAUAAUAGCAACAGAUGGGGGAAACCGCAGCACAACUGUGGAGCUGUCAGUGACCAUCACCAACGUGAAGAACCAGCCACCGCAGUGGGAAAAGGAGAGCUACAGUGUUGUCAUCCCGGAGAAUACUGCCAGAGACACACCUAUCGUGACAAUCAAGGCGACCUCACACCUUGGGGACCCCAGGGUGACCUACAACCUGGAGGAUGGGAUGGUCCCAGAAACCAAUAUGCCGGUCCGUUUCUACCUUUCCCCCAACCGUGAAGAUGGUUCUACAUCUAUUCUUGUGUCUGAGCCACUGGACUAUGAGACCACUCCCUUUUUCUCUCUCCGGGUCCGUGCACAGAAUGUAGCUGCAGUGCCUCUUGCAGCUUUCACCACCGUCUACAUCAAUGUUACAGAUGUAAAUGACAACGUGCCGUUUUUCACUUCCUCCAUCUAUGAGGCUUCUGUAACAGAAGGGGCCCAGAUUGGAACUUUGGUUCUGCAAGUGUCAGCUCAUGACAAGGACCUGGAUCUAAAUGGAGAGAUCACUUACUCUCUGCUGAGUGACAGCAGUGGCGACCACCUUUUAUUCCAAAUUGACCCAAAACUGGGGACCAUCCACACUGAAGCUGUGUUUGAUCGCGAGGCCCGCAGCUCCUAUUUGCUGGAGGUUCAGUCGGAGGAUGGCCAUGAGUCAGCUCGACCCGGCAAGAACAAACAGCCCAACACAGACACAGCAUACGUGCGGGUUUUCAUCAGUGAUGUCAAUGACAACAAACCCAUUUUUGGUCAGAGACUGUAUGAAGUCGGUGUCGACGAGAAUGCAGAUGUGGGCUUGACUGUUGUCACCGUUAGUGCUAAUGACGAGGAUGAAGGAGCUAAUGCUAAGCUGCGCUACCAGAUAACAUCGGGCAACAAAGGUGGCGUUUUUGAUAUUGAGCCCGAGGUGGGGGCAAUCUUCAUUGCACAGCCCCUGGACUAUGAGAAGCAGAAGAGAUACAAACUACUCGUGCUGGCAUCCGAUGGGAAGUGGGAGGACUAUGCAGCUGUGGUGGUUAAUGUGGUCAAUAAGAAUGACGAGGCUCCAGUGUUCUCCAUGAAUGAGUACUACGGAUCAGUCACAGAGGAGCUUGAUGGGUCACCUGUGUUUGUUCUGCAGGUGACAGCUACCGACCCUGACAAAGAUGCGGAUCAGGGAGCCAUACGGUACUCCAUUCAUGGCCAAGGGGCAGAGUCACACUUCAUGAUCAACGACAUCACAGGGGAGAUGUAUUCUCAACGCACUCUGGACCGAGAAGAUCGUGCUGUGUGGCGCUUUGUUGUUAUGGCAACAGAUGAGGAAGGCGAGGGACUUACUGGUUUCACUGAUGUUAUUAUCAAUGUGUGGGACAUCAAUGACAAUGCACCCACAUUCUCGUGUGCACCUGAUAAUUGCCACAGCAGUGUGGCAGAGAACUCACCUCCCGGAACGUUUGUUGUGGAAAUGACAGCAGUUGACCUCGAUGACGCAGCGGUAGGGCAGAACGCAAUUCUCACAUACCGGAUUAUUGAGAAUGCCCGCGAUGAAAACAGCGUGGAACUUUUCACGGUCGACUCCAGCACUGGGACUGUAUCUGUGGCUGCUGAGGGGCUGGACCGGGAGUUGACUGAAAGCCAUCACUUAGUAGUAGAAGCUCGGGACGGUGGCGGCAUGACUGGCACAGCAACCAUCACUGUAAUGGUAACAGAUGUCAACGACCACAUCCCGAGGUUUCGAGAGGACUGGUGUGGAGUCCGUGUACCUGAAAGCACUAACGUGGAUGCUCCCAUUCUGGAGCUGAGUGCUGUUGAUGCUGACACCGGCACAUACGGACAGCUAGUUUUCAGUUUGGUUUCAGGGGAUGCAGAGCAAAGAUUCUACGUGGUCAGCCACAGGAUGGAGCAGACAGGCACUCUGAGACUGAAGAAGAAGCUGGACUUUGAGAAGGCAGGGGAGCAGCGGUUUAACCUUACUGUUAAGGUGGAGGACUCAGACUUCUCCAGUCUCAUCCACUGUCUGGUUUUAGUGGAAGAUGAGAAUGAUAAUGCUCCUGUAUUUACACCGAGCUCCCAACUGCUGCCGCCUCUGCCUGAGGACAUACCCGUAGGAAGCAGCAUCACUCAGGUCGUGGCCACUGACUCUGACUCAGGCCUGAAUGGAGACAUUCUGUACAGCAUUCAACCUGAGUCUGACCCCCACAGACACUUCACGGUCAACCACGCUGGUGUGGUUGCAGUUGCCAAGCUGCUGGAUAGGGAGACGGCAGCAGGUUAUGACCUUGUGGUCAUGGCGACAGACCAGGGUGCCCCGCCACUGACUGGCAGCGUUACAGUCCAGUUCACACUGCUCGACAGGAAUGACAACGGGCCAGAGCUGGAGACAGACUACUUCCCGAUGCUGUGGGAGAACAGUCCCGCACCUCAAGUGGUGUGGCUGAACCAAAGCUCCACUCUGCUCCACGUGGUGGACAGAGACUCCCCAGAGCACGGGCCUCCUUUCUUCCUGUCUCUUCCCUCAGUAUACUCUGUUGAUUUCCAUCUACAGGAUCACGGAAAUGGCUCUGCCACGCUCACUGCCCUGCGGAGAUUUGACAGAGAGAGGCAGAAAGAGUUCCACUUGCCUCUGAUCAUGAUUGACAGUGGCCAUCCACCAAUGACAGCCACAAGCACACUCACCAUCACCAUUGGCGACCAGAAUGAUAACGCCCAUCAGGCAGGGGAGAAGGAUGUUUACGUGCAUAGCCACAAGGGAAGGAUGGUGAAUGCAUCGCUGGGGAAGGUGUAUGCCCCAGAUCCCGAUGACUGGGACAACAAGACCUACACUUUGGAAACAAGUGCAGCAAAAUACUUUGCCUUGAACCGGAGCUCAGGAGCGCUGACCAUCCGGCCAAACACUCCAGCUGGCAGCUACUGGCUGAGGGUGAGAGUGUCUGAUGGGGUGUGGCCUGAUGUGAUGUCAGGGGUCAGAGUUCACGUGAGGGAGCUGGAAGAACAGGCUGUCGUGUUGUCUGCCUCGCUACGUCUGUCUGGCAUUACGGCGAGAGAGUUUAUCGACUCCAGCCUCGAGAGGAAGAGUCGGCUGGAGAUGUUCUGGGACUUCCUGGCUGAAUCCCUGUCCAUCAGACCUGCAAGCAUCAACGUUUUCAGCAUAGCAGAUAGAGGGGAAAACACAGUGGACAUCCACUUCUACGUACUGACUGAUACCGGCGGGUACCUCCGUCCAGAAAAGCUGCACGCUGUGCUCGCUGCACAUAAAAAGAAGCUGCAGUCAAAGCUGCAUGUAAUUGUGAGUCAGGUGCAGGUAGACGAGUGUGCACAAAUGGACUGCAAAGCAUCCGGCGGCUGCUCCACACGCCUAAGUAUCACUGACUCGCCCACCCUGGUAGACUCCGGUGGUUUAUCCCUGGUGUCAGUGAAGGUGACAUCUUCAGCUGUUUGUGGCUGCGCUGCGAGGGACAUGACCCAUCAAUCCUGCUCAUCAUACGCCACAAACCCGUGUCUCAACGGGGGAACCUGCAUCAACACCCAGAGUGGCUACAGGUGCCGCUGCCUCCCCCAGCAUGAUGGUCCAGACUGUCAGCAGACAAGACUUAGUUUCCUUGGCAAUGGUUAUGCUUGGCUUCCUCCUAUAAGGCCAUGCUUUGAUAGUCAUCUUUCUCUGGAGUUUAUGACAGAGGAAGAUGAUGGGCUGUUAUUGUAUGCUGGACCGCUGGUCGCUCCACUGCCUGGGGACGCUGAAGAGUACAUGGCCAUUGAGCUGAUUGAUGGGGCACCCAGUCUGAAGAUGAAUUAUGGCUCUGGGACUCUAGUUCUCCAGUUAACCAAUAACAUUGGUGUAGCUGACAGACGAUGGCAUCGUCUUGAUGUGAGAAGUACCAGUAAAGAAGUGCGUUUCACUCUCGAUCGAUGCGCCACUGCAAUUGUCAUGGAGACCGAAGGCGUGGACUCAUGGGCCAUGACGGAAGACCGCUCGUCCUGUGAAAUCCGAGGAGUCACACCCAACAGGGACAAGUUUAUGGUUAGAAGUCACGUGCUGCAGCUUGGAGGGGUCAACAAGAACAUGUCAUAUGAUUACCCACAGCUACGGCACAAACACUACAACGGGUGUAUAAGGAACCUGCUUGUGGAUAGUAAGGUCUAUGACCUUGGUUCCCCGGCAGAAUCUUCCAGCACUGCCCGAAGCUGUUCUCUUAUUAAUGACCACUGCACUAACAGAGAGCACAUUCCCUCGUGUGGUGCCAGGGGUCGCUGUAAUGUCGAGUGGGGUUCAUCUGGCUGCCUGUGUCAACCAGGCUUUACAGGACCACAGUGUGACCAAGUGCCUCCAGAGUUGUCCUUUGAUGGACGGAGCCACAUUCAGCUCCAGCUCAUGUGGUCGCUCCCUGCACGACAAACACGGCUCCAGUUUGGGGUUCGGACACGUGCCGCCAAUGGCGUCCUCUUGAGUCUGCUUUCCCAGGAGCAGAACGAAUACCUGCGUUUAGAAGUAAUUCAGGGUUUCCUGGCUGUCUUCUAUAACCUGGGAGAUGGAGAUUUCAACCUGACAUUGCCACACCAUCACCUUGAUGACGGAGAAUGGCACGAAGUAGAGCUGGAGCGCAUUGGCAGAGAGUUCACCCUCAGGCUCAAUGGAGGCGGGGGACGGCGAGAGUUAACGGCCUCUCCAGGGAGGAGCCAGGAGAUCAUUAUUGACCCCUCUGUGGUGAUGCUUGGAAACAAUUUUCCCUCCGGACACAACCGCAGUUUCCUAGGAUGUCUGCGUGAUCUAAGGUUUAACGGCCGCUCCGUCCCUCUGGAAGGUGAGCAGCCUUCAGAGGACAUUCAGGUCAUCACUUCCCAGGGCGUUUCACUUGGCUGCUCUUCAGAAGCCUGCAAAAAACACCACUGCGCUCUCCCUCUGGUCUGCGUGGACCUCUGGAGACACCACGAAUGCAGGUGCCCUCCAGGCCACAUGACCAAAGAAAGCUCUUUGGGCAAAGUGUGUGUGUACACGUUGUGCGCCAGCCGGCCAUGUCGCCACGGGACCUGCGUACCUCAUUCUCCCUCCCGGUAUUCGUGCCACUGCAGCGAGGGUUACCGGGGACGGCACUGCGAGGUCACGCUCGCCAUGUUUUAUAACGAGGACAACACCAGCCUCAGCCUCAGCUCCAUGUUCGCCAUCAGCAUCUGUGUCAUGGCUUUUCUAGUGUUGAUGCUGGGCCUGUUUCUAUACUCCUGCUGGAGGAGACACAAGGGCCUGAAGGAGGGGGUGUACCACGUGUCUGCACACCAUGGAGAGUGGGAGGACAUCCGGGAAAAUGUGCUCAACUACGACGAAGAAGGUGGAGGGGAGCAGGACCAGAAUGCCUUUAAUAUGGUGGAGCUGCAGCGCUCCCUCCAGCCCAGCCCGGCUCAGUCACUUCGGUACAGUUAUCCACAAAGCAUCAUCUCCUAUCCACAGACUAAGACACCCCAGGACAACAACAAAAAGGGAGUGGCUAACGGCAACGGCAGUGCAACCAUCGCCCUCCGUCUGGCUAUCCCUCCAUCGGAGACAGAAACCCUGCCGUCUCCUCUGACGUUCCGCCGCUCCCAGAAAACCCUCUCAUUCUCCAGCCAGGAUUUGGCCCGGUACCUUUGUGAGGUCAUCAGGGACAUGGAGCACCCAGGGGAACUAGGUACCAUGACAACACCUCGCCGUUCCUCCAGGAAGGACCGCGGGCUUGCGGCGGUGCGCUCCCUCAGCUUCCUCAGUGCAUCUCAGGGUUCAGAAGUCAGGCUUCAGGGGAGCCAGAGUGCCCGGCUGGACAGGUUCAAAACCCUCCGAGCUGUGGUUAGCGAUUUGAGAGGAGACUCCAAGGUUCACGAGGGCCAGAGGGACAAGGUAAAGGGGAGCAGAGGACAGCUGAAUUGUGAGAAGAGUGGGUAAGACUGCACUCAAAGAAACCGAACUGAGGGUUGUGACGAAGCAACGCUAAUCAGAGGGUGGUGGUGGAAUUCCGA